UUGUGACGGACACUCGUCAUCGACUGACAGACAAGAUGGCGAGGCGAGAGCGCAGCAUCGUUGAAUACUUUGCAGAACAUGAACGCUAUCGUUGCGGAUAUUGUGGGUCACCCGACACAAAUUAUUCACACGGCAUGUGGGCUCAUGUGAUGACAGUACAAGACUAUCAGGACCUUAUUGACAGAGGCUGGAGACGGAGUGGAAAGUACAGCUACAAGCCAACAAUGAAAGUUACAUGCUGCCCCCAAUAUGCUAUUCGGUGUGAUGCUGUCAAUUUCCAGUUGUCAAAGUCACAAAAAAAAGUAAUUAAAAGAGUGAACCGGUUCCUCAUCACGGGUCAGAGGCCAGGGGAGAGCACUGGACAAGGGGAAGAUAGCCAGAAUGUGGUGGCGGAAGGUCCAUCAGGAGAUAACUUUAUAGAACCAAAGAAACCAGUAGAUUUAUCUCUCACUACCAACGAUGUCAAGAGUGAAAGAACUGCACCUGCCAAGAACUCUUUGUUGUCGACAUCAUCAUCUUUGAGAAUGACGAGUCAGCCAGAAAGCACUGGCAGCAGUUCUGAGAAUUUCAUACUAACACAAACCUCAGGACAAAGAAAAGGGAAAACCCUGAAGUCUUCACCAAAACCAGGCUGUGGGGCAGACAAGAGUAAACCCCCUUGUAGGAAAGCCAAACUUAUUCGCUUGGAACACAAAGAGCAUAAGACAGGAAAGGCACCAGUUUCUAUCAUCAGUAGCAAGAACAAGACCAAACCACCCAAGGCGCUGGAAGACUUUCUGAAUGAACCUCAACGAGCAGAAAAUCCAGCUCAUCAACUGGAGGUGAAACUGGUUCGGUCAAAUCCCAAAAGUCAGGAUUUUGUGGCUUCUAAUUUUGCGGCACAUAGGGUGUACCACAAAUACCAGACUGUGGUUCACAAGGACCCACCUGAAAAGCCCAACCUGAAGCAAUACACACGAUUCCUUGUUGAAUCACCACUUCAGGCCCUGAUGCCAGCACCUGGAGAGCAUGGCCUGACCCAUGGCUAUGGCUCAUUCCACCAGCAGUACAUUCUGGAUGGGAAGAUCAUUGCUGUAGGGGUGGUGGACAUACUGCCUUUCUGCCUGUCAUCUGUCUACCUCUACUACGACCCAGACUAUGCCUUCUUAUCUUUAGGGACAUACUCUGCACUGAGGGAGAUAGCAUUUGUUCGAGAGAUGCAAAAGGUGGCACCACAGCUUCGGUUCUACUAUAUGGGUUUCUACAUCCACUCCUGUCCUAAAAUGCGAUACAAGGGCCAGUUCGUCCCUUCACAGCUGCUGUGCCCAGAAACAUACACCUGGAUUCCCAUUGAGAAAUGUGUUCCUAAACUAGACAUCAGCCGCUAUGCCCGACUAGAGGAUACUGGCAAAGAAGACUCAGAAGGUGACAUUGAUCUGGAUCGGGUGCUGGUUCUCUAUGAAGGGGAGAUAAUGCCAUAUGAAGUGUAUUGCUCUAUAAAUCCUGGUACAAAUGAUGCAGACAGCGUAAGAGAGUAUGCCACUUUUGUGGGACGGACAUGUUCCCAGCGUAUGCUUUUAUUCCGAAAAUAGCGGGGAAUCCUACAGUGUUCUGGACAAUUAGGCCUAAAUGAAACCUUUAAAAGAAAGCCAUGCUUGUUUGAGUGAUCUGAUGUCUAGGUCUCCUCAGAGAGCUCAAGAGAAGACGUGCAUUGAUGUGAUAUUGUAAUCUCUGUGAUAUAUUGUCCUACCGCUCUUGUAUUUUAAGCAUACAGUCCAGAGCAUUUUCAUGUUGUGGAAUGAUUAUCAUCAUAAAGCUGAAUCUCCUUCUCUUGCUUUACUAAAGUAUGCUGCGAUGUUGAUGAUGUCUGACCAUUGUAAAAUGCUUGGCUACCAACAGUACUUAUCCUCACCAGUGCCAGUAUAGAAUUUCUGUGCUUUUGCUGCUUGUUCAUAUUCUUUCUCUGAGCUCUUGUUUCUGUAACUUUUUAAAAAAAAUACUUUAGAUACUUUGCUGUUGAAAUAACCUAACUUUUGGACCUUUUGCAAAAUCUCAAAGGUAAACCGCUUUAAAGGUCAUUUAAUGUUUAUUUAAAAUAAUCUUGUUCCAUGGCUUUGUGUUGAUUUGUAUCAUCAGAAGUUAGUGAACAGUAUUUUGUGAAAAUAUUUUGUCUGAUAAUAAUAUGUAAUCAAAAUGCUCCUUUUGUAUCAUGCUUUCCAUGUUUGAAAGCAAGCUCAGUGAACUUUACAAGAAGAUUGAGAUAAGAAAAACAAAAUGAAUUGUAGUCAAAGACAGAUCCUGAUUCAUGUAAGUGGAAAGAGUAAAAACCAUAAGAAUCCCUUUAUUAUUGUCAUAUGUGUUUUAGAACUAUAAGUAACAUCAUUUCUGUAUAAACAUUUUUGCUAAUUUUAUUUAUCAAGGUGCAGAGUAUUAGUUGGUGUUGAUGGAGGGGACUCAGAAAAAGUGUAUUUAAGAGAUAUUAAUUAGCAGCAGUGAGCAUAAACUUGUUAUGAUUCGUGAUUUAAAUGGCCAGAUAUGAGUUUUUUCUGACAUUAGCUUAGCUAUUUCUUUGUUAGCAAUUUUUAGUGAUGGCUCACAUACUCUGCUUGAGGUCUUUCUUUCAGACUUGAGUUUUCUUUAAAUUCUUUAAUUUGUAGUCUGUGUCAGACCUUCAGUGACAUGUCAGAGAGUGGUAAAAGACUGUCACAGCAUGCAACAGCAGUUUUGUAUCAUUAUCACUUGAAUUUGCUACAACUGCUGACUGGCAGAAAUACUGUAGACAUUAUUAAUUACCAUAGAAGUUACACAUAUAAACACUGUGGACUGUGUGUGUAAGCCCUGUGGCCAUGUGUGUUAACACUGUAGAUUCUGUGUGUAAAUAUCAGGAGCCAGUCAGAUUUGAGAAGCUUGUUUCUGUUCUCUCACUCAUGUAAGAAGAGCACCAGUGACAUUAACUGUUUCUUGCAUCUCAUGUCCACACAUUUAGGCAUAGUCUUCUUGUGUUCAAUUAGCUUUUUGUGUUUUGGACCAGCAAAUGGAUGUCAGCUGCUGGGGAUACUUUUCCCUCCAUCCAUUUCUUGGUUGUGGUGUAACACCACAAUUCAUUUAAUUUCACUUACAAUGUAUACAAGAAAAACUGUAUCCUCUCAAUUAGUAGUUGUUGUCACUUGCUUACCAUGACAUUUUGUUGUUCAGUUUGUUUGUUUUUGAAGGAAGUUUGGUGUAACAAAGAUUUUUAACAGAUCGGAGAUAUUUGGUCGCAUCUAGUUUCAUUUAUAUCUUGCACUAACUAGCAUUGGCCAUUGUUAUAGUGUGCAGUUUGGUGUCUACAGGAUUUGUGCCUACAUGUCCCUGGUGGAUAUACCUGUCUGUAACUGCUUUAUCAGAUCAGUUUGCAUUAAUGAGCUUCAUUAUGUAAUAGAAGCUUUUCCUGGUAACAUAUUUCAGUGUAUAAAUUGUAUAUCUCUAAUAAGUGUACAUGUGCCAGUAUACUGUGGUCAAAUUUUGAUGAUGCCUAAGUAACCCUAAAAGUCAAGGCAUCAGAAGCCCUUUAAUGUCGACAUUGUUCCUGAUCUUGGUUAUUACAAUAUAGAAGGAAGUGUGCAUGUUUGCAUUUUUUCCCAAAAAUUUAUACACUGCUAGAAGUAGAGGUAUUGUGUAUCAGGCAGAAGUGUAACACCUUAUGGAGUGCAUUCUUGGUUACAUUAUUAGUCACGAGUUACUGGAAUGUUUCAGGGGGUUACAUCCAUCCAAAUUUCAGAAAUAAUAGUAUUGAUAAAUCAUGUCUACAAUAGUGGUAAAGCUUAUUUGAUGUGUGCUCACUUUGACAGAAUCAGAGAAGUACUAUGGGGAGAAAACUGAAUACACAGAUCAGAGAUAGUCUCUUAAAAAUAAAAAACCAAGGUCAUAGAUACGGCAUUAAACAAGACAAACUGACACAGGAGAGAGACCCUUCUAAAACACUUUACAAGAUUUGUGAUUUACAAAGACAACCAUACUCCAAAUGUUAGGGAAGAAUAAAAAAAUACCCAAAAUAUCAAGGACAAAAUAUGAUAUAUUUAGGGAGAAAAAGAAGCAAGAAUAUUAGGCCAAUAAUAUAAAAAAAGACAAUUAUUAACUGCAUUUAAUGCAAACAGAGAUGGGUUACAGACCUACAAGCAUCUGUUUUGCUAUAAAAUGACCCAUGUGUCAUUCUGCUUGACAAGCUUUGUUUACUAACAUGAUAGUAUUAUUGUCAAAAUAUGAUGGUGAUGGAAAUCUUAUGUUCUAGGUAUCUUUGUCUGGUGUGAUUUGUCAGAAAAAUACUUUGCAAUUUACUCAGAUCUUUGUAAUAAAUCUAUAAAGAAC
Messenger RNA from Pomacea canaliculata, 4326 nucleotides. RefSeq names its product arginyl-tRNA--protein transferase 1-like. Gene Ontology annotation, cellular component: cytoplasm. The record is from RefSeq and is a predicted model, not a curated record. Lineage: Eukaryota; Metazoa; Mollusca; Gastropoda; Architaenioglossa; Ampullariidae. Gene Ontology annotation, molecular function: arginyl-tRNA--protein transferase activity. The transcript has 10 exons. Gene Ontology annotation, biological process: protein arginylation. Bases 36 to 1571 code for a protein of 511 amino acids.